Ipomoea nil (Japanese morning glory) is the source of this 827-nucleotide messenger RNA. RefSeq lists its product as uncharacterized. Bases 261 to 731 code for a protein of 156 amino acids. The record is from RefSeq and is a predicted model, not a curated record. Lineage: Eukaryota; Viridiplantae; Streptophyta; Magnoliopsida; Solanales; Convolvulaceae. The transcript has 4 exons.
GACCCACUGGUAGAGUGGUAGGUACCAUCCAUACACAUAAUUUGUUUGUCAAAAGAAAAAAUGCCAUUAUUAUUUCUCAUUGUGCACAUAUAAGACAAUAGAAAUUGUACAGUACCUACAGAAACAGCAAAUAAGUACUCUAGCUUGGGGGUUUCUUUGAAGUUUCUUUGUUCCUUUCAAUGAAUUUCUCAGGUUUUUGGUCUCUUCAUUGCUGUUAAGCUACCGUUAAGUUAAAUCCUUCCAGUUUCUAAAGGCAAAUUAUGGCUGUUGCGCUGCGGGCCGGUAUAGAUCUAUUCUGGACUCUUAAAGACUCAAUGGAGCAGAUACUCACGUUACUUAGUAACUUUGAAGGAUAUAUGGGUUUUGAUGAAAAUCUGAAAACUCUAAAAGAUGAAGUAGAUCAACUUCACACGGAAGCGAAUGACAUGGAAGCAAAGUUGAAGAACUUAGAAAGAGGGGGACAAAGGAAAAGGAAACAAGGAGUCGAGGGUUGGCUUCAGCGAGUAAAUAAGUUGGAAACAAACUUUGAAACAUUCAAGGAAAGCAUACAAGGUGCGGGAUUCAUAAUGAAAAAUGCUCGGAAGUUAAUAAAAGUACAAGAACUCGAAGGGAUGACAGAAAGCGUCAAAAAGCUUAGAGAAGAGGGCAGAAAUAAUAUUGUUGAACCUACACUGGAUUUAAUGCAGGAGGCAAUGGUGAACGAAAUUAAUGCAGGAGGCAAUGGUGAUUAGGGAUGAUUAUUGUAGCCGAAAGUUGUUACUGUUCAAUUUGGAGUAGAUACUUUGGAGUUCUCUCAUGUUGUUUGUUAAUGAUACUCUAUAUUUGUU